Molecule: messenger RNA, 768 nt
Organism: Photinus pyralis (common eastern firefly)
Lineage: Eukaryota; Metazoa; Arthropoda; Insecta; Coleoptera; Lampyridae
Product: chymotrypsin-1-like
Exons: 2
Coding region: 4-768 (254 amino acids)
Biological process (GO): proteolysis
Molecular function (GO): serine-type endopeptidase activity
Source: RefSeq, a predicted model, not a curated record
GUGAUGUUUCGAUUACUAGCGAUUCUUCAUGCGGCAAGCACUUGCUUGGCCGGAAACUUGCGUUCGCACAUUGUAGGUGGAUCCCUAGUUACGACAGCUCAACAUUUGCAUCCUCACCUGGUUUCGGUAAGAAGCUUCGGUUAUCACGGGUGUGGUGGUUCGAUAGUUAACAAAUGGACGGUGAUCACAGCGGCCCAUUGCCUUAUACACUUCAUCAACGACACUACAAAUCUCUCCGUAGUUGCCGGGAUCGUGAAUUUAUCGGAAACGGGACAAACAAGAAGGAUAGCCAAAGUCCGAAGUCACCCGGAGUACAAACAGUUUCUUCACUACGAUGUCGCGAUCAUGAUACUUCAGCGACCUCUUGAAUUCAACGAUCGUGUACAACCAAUUGCGAUGUCCGAAGAAGAAGUCGGCGGCGACGUCGAUUGCAUAACGGCCGGUUGGGGCUUGACGAAAGCCAAUGGGACAGGUAGCGAAGUUUUGAAAGAGCUUCGUGUGAAAAGCCUUACUAAAAAGCAGUGUCAGUCAAUGCAACCGUACAAGAAUGAUUUUAUAGGUGACGGGCACAUAUGUACAUUGCUCAAAGUUGGGCACGGAGUGUGUCAGGGCGAUUCUGGCGGUUCUCUUGUGUUUAAUAAUAAAUUAAUAGGAAUUGCUUCGUGGGUGUGGCCCUGCGCUCGUGGUAUUCCAGAUGUAUUCACAAAAAUUUCGAAGUACAUUGAUUGGAUAAAGAAUGAAAUGAAGCAAGAAGGUUUGACGCAAUGA